UAGUUAUCUCGGGAGGUCUGUGGGUAGUUCCCAACCCACAGACCUCGAAAAGCGGCAGAGCACGGAGCCGCCAACUACAAAGCCAAGCCAAACCUCGCGCUCCUUCCUGCGUCGCGGCGCACAGAAAACACACACGCAAGCGAGAGCCGCUGUCCGGUCUCAAACCACCCCAGCUCUGCUGAAGUGUACGAAAGCCACGCCGAACGAUUUCGUGCCGUCGCCUGCAGGUGCCAGCGCCGCGUAGAGAUCAGAGUCAGCGCCCGGCGUCUUCCCACCAGCGGCUCCCCCCCUUCUUCCAGCGCUUCGCCCCUCUGUGACCACCUGAGCGCGCGGUGCAACCUGAGCGCGGCGGAGCCGGGGCAAAACUGAGCGUCAAGCAAAGCCGCGGCCGCUUUAAGCCUAACGGGACUGAGUGGGAGGAGAGUUUGCAGCGCGGCGAGUUUGAGGGAGUGAAUAAGUACCCGCGGGGGACGACGCGAAGAACUGGAGCCCUCCCCUCCGCAGCCUCGGCUGCCCUCCUCCUGCCGCGCUCACACUUAGGCUCGGUUCAGCGGCGGGCGGCAAGAGCAGGAAGGAAAGCAAGCGGCAUGUGGUGCUGAAUGGAGCGCGCCCGGCGCCCCGCUGAGAAGCGUCCAAGUUGUGCUCUUCCAGCCCGCUCCGCUCCGCUCUCUGCAGGGGGGUCCGCCAGCCCCUCCCCUCCCCUCUUUCCCGCCUUCCACCCACAUGGGGCGCGAGGUCUUCCUUUGGUCGCCGGGGCUGUUCUUAGGGACUGAAAUGGGGCUCCUCACCAAGUGACACUUGCAGCGGCUGCGGCAGCAGCAAGCGGAGGGGGUGAAAAGCAAGAGGAAAAGCAGGCAGCGUUUCCUCUCCGAAGUGUUCUUUCUUCCCCGCUCCUUUAUUUUUUUUCCCGCCUUCUGUGUUUCUCUCUAGAGCUUCUCAUGCCUUCGCGGCCCCAGCGGGCGGCGGCGGCGGCUGCAGCCCCGCAGGAAGAGCCGGGGGUGGCGCUACUCUGAUGUCCCUGGCUGAGAAGCGGGAGCAGAGCUUCUCCUUCACGCCCAUGAUGAUCGAGGAGGACGCCGCCCUGAGGAACGGCAGCAGGGGGCUCUCGGGCCAGUGGGCGGACGCGGCGGCUGUGCGACCCCGCACCACGGAGCGCCACAUCACCGUGCACAAGCGCCUGGUGCUGGGCUUCGCCAUCUCCAUCCUGGCCCUGCUGGUGGUCACCAUGAUCGCUGUACUGCUCAGCGUGCGCAUCGAGGAGUGCGGCGGAGGUGGCGGCGACACGACUGCGGACAGCCCAGCAGGCAGGGCGGGCAACGGGAGCGUCCCGGCGGCAGCAGCGGCCGCUGCAGGAAGUACCCACCCGAACCAUAAGAGCGCCGCCGGGGAGUCCCUUGGCCGCGGAGGGGUGGAAGCGGAGGCGCCGGGCACAGCAGGCGGGGAAGACGAGGAGGAGGAGUGGCAGAGGCGGCGGGAGCAGCCGCCCUGGACCCAGCUGCGCCUGCCCGGGCACCUGCGCCCCCUGCACUACAACCUGAUGCUGAGUGCCUUCAUGGAGAACUUCACCUUCUGCGGGGAGGUCAACGUGCAGGUCGAGUGCCUCAACGCCACCCGCUACAUCGUCCUCCACGCCCACCGCAUGCACAUCGAGACCGUCCGCGUGGCUGAGGACCGGCUGGCCGGCGCCCUGCGAGUCUCCGGCUUCUUCCUCUACCCGCAGACCCAGGUCUUCGUGGUCGUCCUCAACCGGAGCUUGGAGGCGCAGAGAAGUUACAACCUCAAGAUCAUCUACAACGCUCCCAUCGAGAACGAGCUGCUGGGCUUCUUCCGCAGCUCUUACGUCCUCUACGGGGAAAGAAGAUUUCUUGCAGUUACACAGUUUUCUCCUACCCAUGCCCGAAAAGCCUUUCCUUGCUUUGAUGAGCCUAUCUACAAGGCCACAUUCAAAAUCAGCAUCAAGCAUCAAGCAACCUAUUUAUCUUUGUCCAAUAUGCCUGUGGAAACUUCAGUUUUUGAAGAAGAUGGAUGGGUUACGGAUCACUUUUCACAGACUCCACUCAUGUCCACAUAUUACCUAGCCUGGGCUGUUUGCAACUUUACAUACCGUGAGACUACCACAAAGAAUGGUGUUGCAGUACGAUUGUAUGCAAGACCUGAUGCCAUUAGAAGAGGAUCUGGGGACUAUGCUCUAAAUAUUACUCGGAGACUAAUUGAGUUUUAUGAAGACUACUUCAAAGUGCCAUAUUCCCUGCCAAAAUUAGAUCUCUUAGCUGUGCCUAAGCACCCGUAUGCUGCUAUGGAGAACUGGGGACUAAGUGUUUUUGUGGAGCAGAGGAUACUUCUGGAUCCAAGUAUUUCUUCCCUAUCAUACUUACUUGAUGUCACCAUGGUCAUUGUACAUGAGCUAUGCCAUCAGUGGUUUGGUGACCUUGUGACUCCAGUAUGGUGGGAAGAUGUAUGGCUAAAAGAAGGCUUUGCUCACUAUUUUGAAUUUGUUGGAACUGACUAUCUUUAUCCAGGCUGGAAUAUGGAGAAGCAGAGAUUUCUGACAGAUGUCCUACAUGAAGUAAUGCUGCUUGAUGGCCUGGCCAGUUCGCAUCCAGUGUCACAGGAAGUCCAACAAGCCACAGACAUUGACAGAGUAUUCGAUUGGAUUGCCUAUAAAAAGGGUGCAGCCUUAAUUCGAAUGCUGGCUAAUUUUAUGGGUCACUCAGUGUUUCAGAUGGGCCUACAAGAUUAUUUAACAAUUCAUAAAUAUGGCAAUGCUGCCAGAAAGGACCUGUGGAACACUCUGUCAGAGGCACUUAAGAAGGUUGGGAAAUUUGUGAAUAUUCAAGAAGUAAUGGAUCAGUGGACACUCCAGAUGGGUUAUCCUGUUAUUACCAUCAUGGGAAAUGAAACUACGGACAAUGUUGUAGGAAUCUCCCAAGAACACUUUAUUUAUGACCUUGAUGUUAAAAUCAAAGAUCAUGGCCUUGAAAACAACAGCUACUUGUGGCAGAUUCCAUUAACAAUUGCAGUAGGAAAUACGAGCCACAUCUCAUCAGAGGCAAUUAUAUGGGUGUCUAACAAAUCAGAGCAUCACAGGAUUGCUUCUCUUGAUGAGGGAAGCUGGCUGCUGGGGAAUAUAAAUCAAACUGGCUAUUUUAGGGUUAACUAUGACAUUAGAAAUUGGAGAUUGUUAAUUGACCAACUAAUGAGGAACCAUAAGGUAAUCUCUGUCAGUAAUCGUGCAAGUUUGAUCGAUGAUGCAUUCAAUUUAGCCAGAGCUGGCUAUUUGCCUCAGAAUAUUCCACUGGAGACUAUCAGAUACCUGUCCAAGGAAAAGGAAUUUCUGCCUUGGCAUGCUGCCAGCCGAGCUCUUUAUCCACUAGAUAAAUUGUUGGACCGCACAGAAAACUACAAUAUCUUCAAUGAAUAUAUAUUAAAACAAGUUGCUUCAAUGUAUCUUAAGCUUGGAUGGCCCACAAAUAAUUUGGAUAAAUCGUUUGUUCAGGCUUCCUACCAACAUGAGGAAUUACGCCGUGAAGUCAUUAUGUUGGCUUGUAGCUUUGGUAAUAAGCACUGCCACCAACAGGCUGCCACACUUAUCUCAGACUGGAUUUCCAGCAACAGAAACAGAAUACCGUUAAAUGUAAGAGACAUCGUCUACUGCACAGGAGUUUCACUGAUGGAUGAAGAUGUAUGGGAGUUCAUCUGGAUGAAAUUUCACUCGACCACAGCAGUAUCAGAGAAGAAAAUAUUGUUAGAAGCCUUAACAUGCAGUGAUGACAGAAACUUGUUAAACAGGCUUCUUAACCUAUCUCUCAAUUCAGAAGUUGUCCUGGAUCAGGACGCAAUUGAUGUCAUAAUCCAUGUUGCUAGGAAUCCACAUGGAAGAGAUCUUGCUUGGAAGUUUUUUAGAGAAAAAUGGAAGAUAUUGAAUGCAAGAUAUGGAGAAGCAUUAUUUAUGAAUUCAAAACUUAUCAGUGGAGUCACAGAAUUUCUUAAUACACAGAAUGAACUGAAUGAGCUAAAGAACUUUAUAAAGACCUAUGUGGAGGGAUCUGCUGCCUCUUUCUCCAGAGCUGUGGAAACAGUAGAAGCUAAUGUCCGGUGGCAAAUGCUUUAUAAAGAAGAAUUAUUUCAGUGGCUGAGAAAAUCACUGGCACACUAAUCAGUGUUUCUGACAAAGACUUAGUACCAAAUUUUGCAAGAGGAGGCAAGAGCCCGAGAUGAGAUUUCAAGAACUUUGACUGGAAUGAAGAAAAGUUAAUAGUGGAAAGAUAUAUAGAUAUAUUAUAUUUUUGCACCAAUCUCCUCAAAACUGUAAAAGACAUGGAAAAAAGAACUCUGACAAAGAGAAAAGGUCAUGAAUGCUUACAAAACUCAGUCCUCACUAUACCAUGGCCAAAUGUGAUAUUAAGUGGUGCAUGUAAAUGUUACAGUCACUUUGUGGGGAAAGAACCCUCAGAAUAUUUGUGCAUGGUUGUACGGUCCCUGCCUGUAUUCCAGCAUGCUUACUUAAAAUGUCCACAUUUUAUAUGUGUAUUUCUGUUACAUCAAAGAUGGGCAUUAUGCAAAAGCACAAAGACUAUCUAUGACAAUCAGUGUUGCAACAGCAAGGUAGGGCGGAGAGAACAAAGUGAAAGAUACAAAUGAGCAACAUGUGAUAAUGUGUCAUCUUCACAUUGUGCAGGCAAACUUUGUCAGCAUUCUGGUUGUCUCUCAGUUAUUGGGAUGCUAACUUUGUUUUUAAGUUGCAAACUGUCAUACAAAUUGUAAUUGAAAUACUCCCCUCUAAUUUAAGUUAAAGAUACAUACACAUUCAGAUACAGAUUACUCUGACAAUAUGCUAUAAUUGCAAAGGUACAUUUUAUUCACUGGUGAUCUGCUAACAUCAAAAUUUGCUCUCUGAUCUUAAGUGUUUACAGUCUUGAUGACAAGAGUCUCACAUAGCUGCUUGGGCUGAUUCCAUCUUCACCCUUCUGCAUUGUUUUUAUUUGGCAAAUGAUAUUCAGUAGCUGUUACUGAGCCAGCGUGUAAGUAGGUACACCAUUAUUAAUGCACAGUAUCAUAAAAAAAACUUAUCAAGUUGAUCAGAAAGAAAUAGAGAAUAUGUGGAGACACAAAUAAUCCCACCGUGAAACAAAAGACUUUACUAGAUAAUAGGUUUAAUUAUAAGGAAUGAUGAAUGCUAUCAUUUCCAUCACCCUGUCUGCAUGAGAGUCUUAUUUCUUCACAAGCAGGUGUUCCAUUAAAACAGAAUGGCAUUUGGGGAAACUGGGGAAAAGUUUAAAGUGAUACACAUUAAUUGGUGGUAGCCUGUACUUAAAAAUAAUAUCUUGUAUGUGUCUUACUUGUUUUUUAUUCAUGUAAAGUUGGCUUGUUUAUUUUUCCCAUUCAGUAAUUUCUUCAGAGACAUGUUCAAUAACAAGAUUGCUAAUAUGCAGUCACCAUUUAUUACCAUCUAUUUUGCCAUCUUAGAAACCAGUAUACUCUACAGAGUGGAGAAUAGCAAACUGUUGACUGCAACCAGCAAAGUAGAAGGGUUUUCUGUUGUGUUUAGCUGCUUAUAAUCUCAAUCUGUUCUCUCUUCCAACAUUGGAGUUGAAUUCUCAUAACCCAAAAAGGAAGGGAAUCGUUACUUUGUCUCAUAGUUCAUUCUGAAGAACAGUGUAGCUCCGACAAUCACAUCACAAUAACAGCAUUUGCCAGUUUUUCAUGUUAUACAUGAGCCAUAAGUGGGAGCUUGGAUACAAGCCAGUCAGUGCAUAAUAGCUCUGCCGGCUAGAGAGCGGACAGUAUUGAGUGGAAAGAAUCAAAUGUUGUGUCCAUGAAACCUUGUUCUUCAAAAGUUGUCCAUAAUGUCCCUAGAUGUUAUGUUUUGCUACAGUGACAACUCACAAGCUGAACUCUGCCCUUCUGUUUCACUAUUGCCUAGAAAGGGAGUCAAUAUUAACCUAAAUAUGUACUUCCUUUGAUCUGCCAUUUCAUUUACUGACUUGCAGCUAUAGGGAGGUCUUCUAUAAACAAGGACAAGGGAAUUUGUUGCUAUUAUUUGAAAUAGUGCUUGUGCUCCAGCAAGUGCUUCAUAUUUUUGCUCUAUUCCAGUGCUAGGGAGCUGUUUAUUUCUACACCAAAGCUAUAUGCUUUUUAAAAAUCAUGUCUAGCGUUCUCAUUAUACUUGAGUGGGCUGAUGACAUCAUUGUAGGUCAUGCACAACAUGUAGUUCACAGACUGUUCAGCAACAUCUCCAAGAUAAUGGAAUACAAUUGAACAAGGACAAUAGUUAUUUGCCCUCAUGCCAUCCCCAUAUCCUCUUGCAGUGACAUAUGAGGGGCAAGGUGAUCCAAGGAAAGAAAGCGGCACCAGGGAUGGCAGAGGUGGGAGGGAGGUUGAUAUAUUGGUCUAGCCUGAGGAUGGAAUAGAAGCUAUUUGAGCCUCUAGGGAGGAGUGGGGAAUAAUCUGCUGGUCUAGCUCUAGGAACUGAUUGAAGGUGAGCGAAAUUGUGGCAUUGCAAGUUAAGGGAGAUUAUCAUGAAGGGCACCGAUUCAGGGCUAAGGGCUUGGAUUUUGAACGAUAGCGUCUAAGUUUAUUAGGCAAUAUGGCCAGCUGUCAUCUCUGUUAUAGAUACGUCAACGGUGUGUCAUGAAAAUGAAUUAAGUUGAGAAAAAUACUCUUUCUCUGUAGCAGGUCCUAUGAAGGGCAAAGAGCUAUAGGUAUUUAUGUAGAUAUUUAAAGCUCUGCCUCAGCAAUGAUGUAAGUUCAUGUUAGAAAAACAUUGUGCAGGCCUAUGAUGAAGGAAAGCAUUCAGAUAUUCUUGACUACUUGCUAAGGAACACAACCUAAGCCAGUUUUUAUUUAUUUUAUUUAUUAUUUAUUUUAUUUAUUUAUUAGAUUUUUAUACCGCCCUUCCAAGCUGGCUCAGUUUUUCAUUUUUCACAAGAGAAAGUCAGUCAUUUGUGCUCUUACGCAUAUAUGUUUUAAACUGUAUUCCCCUGUUUACCCAAAAAUUCCACAGCAGUUGACAAAGUAAAUCCAACUAACAAAAUAAUGCGAAACAAUGAGGUUGUUCUCAUGACUGGGCGGGCGAGGCAGUGGGCAAGCAGUGGGGAAGGGUUCAGAAGCCCACCUCCCCCACAAGAAGCCCACCUUCAGAAACCCACCUCCCCCGAUUAUCUCCAAGGAUUGUCUGGGUGUGCAGAUCAUGUGCCUAGAAGGUCCACCGCUGCCCCAGGGAGCAUGGAGGUGCCCCCAAAUCCCAUAAUGCAGCAUGCGAGUGUGUAGUGCAUUGUGAGAAUCCCUGAGCAAUGGGUGGAUGCCUGUCAGUGCUUCUGGGCCGCUGCCAGCAGCUGGUUAAGGGAGCGCUUGUGAGGGAAACAUGAGGGAAAUGUGGUUAAGGGAGCGCUUGUGAGGUUAAGGGAGCAUUUACAAGGCGGGCUCCCUAAGUGGGUAUGCCGCUGGAAGCCACGUGCCUGCUGGUGGUUCUUACAGCCAGCCAAGCCUGGGCUGGGCUGGGCUUCCUUAGCCCGGCUGCUCAUGAGAACAACCAUAAUGACUGACAUACAGAGUGGUGAUUCUCUUUACUUAGCAGGGGGAGAGUAACUAGCCCUAUCCACCCCCAGCACAGUACUUCCAGUGACUCUUGCUGGUGUCUAUCUCAUGUUUCUUUUUAGAUUGUGAGCCCUUUGUGGACAGGGAGCCAUCCUAUUUAUUUGUUAUUUCUCUUUGUAAACUGCCCUGAGCCAUUUUUGGAAGGGCGGUAUAGAAAUCGAAUGAGUGAAUGAAUGAACAAACUGCCCAUGGAGCAAACCAAUUUGUGCUAGCACAAGAUGUUAGCUUAGUUCUGCUAAACAAACAGGGAUUUGCAGAAUUCCAUGAUUUCAGUAUAGUGCCCUUGCAUAAAUGUCCCCAUUAAAACAAUGAGGCAUGCUACAGAUGUGGAACUGUGGUGCAAGCAUGUUAGUGGUAGUGCAACAAUGCUCUGGAGCACAUGCUCCAAAACCUAGUACAACUAGCUAGUGCAACAGUUUUGUGCUAGUUUUGUGCUAUCCUUCCACAAGCAGUUUGCUUUUUUGGAUGGUGGCCAAUACAAAUGAGAAACAAGGAAUUGAAUGAUGCACCAGUAGCAUAACCCAAAAUAAGCAGCUAUACAAUCCAUCAUAUUGGUAAGCGGUCACGAUCUUAAUCAGCAAUUUCCAAACGCUUUUUGAAAGAAAAGAAUUUCUUAAAUGUUUUCAGACCAAAUGGUGGUCUCUCUGUGGAUAUCGGUGGUUUCUUGACUUUCAUUCCUCAUCUUAUCUUUACCAAAAGUUCAAGAUAACUUCUGAGCUUUUCAUAGAUUGAUUGAUUGGAUGGAUGUUUGCCCCACCCUACAUGCAAAGAUUCUCAGGAUUGCUAACAAUGUUAAAAUGAAAAAUAACAAUAAAUAGAACCAUAUAAUGCAUAAAAACAAUGGCUAAUAGGUCCUGCACCAUAAUAUGGGCAGUGCAGAACCACCUGCGCUAUUGCAGGGCUCUAACAGAUGUGGUGAUGGUGGUGCACAAGAGGGCAGUAUCGGAAUUACUGACCCCGUGUGAUUCUGCAUCACAUGCUGCUUCCAUUGAGAAGCAUCAUGUCACACAAGAGGCCGGUCAUUCCGGUAUUGCCCUCUUAUGCAGCACCAUCACGGCAUCUGUUAUAAUCCUGCAGCUGUGUUGGUGGUUCUGCACAGUAUUGCAAGCAGUUUGCAUAGCUAUGCAAAGUCAUGGUUAUGUUUGUAAUUCUGCUCUUGCACUAUUGGGCAAAAGUUCCCUGAAAAACAUACAAAGUGUGUCACAGGUUAUGCACAUUGUUGCACAAGUGCAAACAUAUUUGUGCUAGUGUAAUAGUAAACUAGAGCUCCACACUUUGUACAACAGUCUUGUGCUAAUUGAACACAUGUAUGCUUCAUGUGACUGGAUGUCAGCCAGCAUGAUUAAAGGCCUGGGCAAAUAAAAUAAGAAUGUACUUACUUACUUACUUCAAUUUAUAUACUGCCCUUCCAAAAAUAGCUCAGGGCAGUUUACAACAAAGUAAAAACAAUUAAAACCAGUUAACAAUUAAAAUCAAAACUAUAAAAACAGAAUAAAACCAAUUUAACAUUCAAACAGUUAAAAACCCUGGAAAACCAGGGCAAACAUUUAAAACAAUUUAAAACAGUUUACAACAAUUUAAAAACCCUGGAAGGCCAGGCCAAACAGAUAGGGUUUAAGGACUCUCCUGAAAGACAAUAAUGAACUCAAAUUACAGAUUUCUGCCAGGAGUGCAUUCCAUAGCUCAGGAGCAGCUAUAGAGAAGGCCCGCCUCUGAGUCACCACCAGACGAACUGAUGGUAACUGGAGACAGACCUCUUCAGAUGACCUUAAUGUGUGGUGGAGAUCAUGCAGAAGAAGGUGCUCUCUAAGAUAAUUCAGACCUAAGCCAUUCAGGGCUUUAAAGGUAAUAACUAGCACUUUGUAUUUUGCCAGAAACAUAUCAGCAACCAGUGUAACCGUUUCAAGACAGGCAUAAUAUGGUCUCUCCGGGUUGGCCCAGAGACCAAUCUGGCUGCCGCAUUUUGAACUAACUGAAGUUUCUGAACUACCUAUAAAGGCAACCCCACAUAGAGCACAUUGCAAUAGUUAAGCCUGGAGGUUACCAGCUGAUGCACCACUGUUUUGAGCAUUGGCUCAGAUCACUGGGUGCUCACAUCUGCCACUUGCCUUUAUUUGGUUCCAAGUAUUCCAGUUUUCCCUCUCCUUGACAAAGUAAACGACUUCUAAAUCUUAUUAAUUUCAAUACAAAAGUUAACCAUAUGCUUUAGCAUCUCUCACUGAAAUCAGGGAGAAGUGUGUCAUUGCUGGCUGGAUUGUGCUCAAAAUUCAAGCCCUCGUGAAUGCGAAGCUGAAAGUAUAUGCUAGUAACUCAGAAACUGGAAGGCAAAUAUUUCAAAAGUCCAAAUGGGCUUACUCUUUUUCAAACCUUAUUAUUCCAAAGUCGGUGUCAUGAUUUAUCAGGAUAUUUUUACUUUGCAUUCCAAUACUCAAUAAAGGAAUAAAUAAGUUCAACAACAUACUCAAUAGUUGUUGUUGGCAGUGACAGCUCAUGAGGCAGUUUGCUGGAGACUACAGAAGCACUGCUGCAAAAAAGGAGCAGGACUGAGCACCCUGACUAGAAGGCAUUGCAAGGCAGUUCCUGAUGACAUGGUCCAUGCUGGGCAUUGCUAGCCAGCCACAUGGCUGCACAGCAUUGAGUUAACAAGCCCCAUGCCUCCUAGACAUCCUACAGGAAAAGCACUGGGUCAGCCUUCCCCAUGCAGUGAGGUGCUCUGAUGUCUAAUGAAGCACCUCACAAACCACCAUUGAUAGCUGGCAAGUACAGUAUUCAUGCUGAUGCUUUGCAGGUUGUAAUGUGGCAUAUAACUAAUAUGUGAAAAUAAGUUCAUAAUACAUUUUACAACAUGUCUCUUGAAUUAUGGACAAUUUGCCCCCUGUUAUUUUACAUAAGUGCCAGUUUUGCCCUUUUUUUAACAUCAGAAUACCAGAAACAUCUUGCAUAAAACAUUUUUCAGUAUCCAUAAUAUUUUGAGAGUGUUAAAUUUAAAUGCACAUGUAUGCAUUUAGUUUAUCUAUUAACUUGGUACUUCUCAGUGACAGAUCUACACAAUCCAAUGUCACAUUAUAGUGAAGUAGCUGUUCUACCAAUGACAACUCCUAAUGAUACCUGUACUGUUUCCAUAACUAAGACAAUUUCUCUUUGGUUUAUACAAAAUAGUUUGAAUACCAGAGCAUUUAGCAUGACUUCAAAUGAUAAGUUAUACAAAACUGUGGAAGUGACACUUUGUGCUUAAAACAAGUUGUACUGUCAAAACUGGCUGUCAAAAGUAAACAUUAGUUUGCAUGAAUCUGAACUACUACUACUACUACCACAAAGAAUAUAAUUUAGCUCCUUCUGCAUCAAGGUUCACCUGAAAUUCUAGUAAUGAUUUCAGUGAACUUUGUUUUCAUUCUAUAGUUAUAAUGAAAGCUGGGUGUGUGUUGUGCAUAAUUUGAAGUUACUGUGAAUAAUACUGCAAAGCUGUGAAGAUGACAAGCUGAAAAUCAAUGGAAGCUUUUAAAAACAUGGCAGUAUUCUGGUGACAUUUGAAAGUUCCUGCUGCCAUUUAAACAUUGAUCCUUCUGACUUCCAGUAAAGAAAGUAAUGUUUUCAAUACAGAACCCCCAAAUUAAUCAUCUAUGCAACAUGUCUGAAAUCCAGCUCUUGUUUCACAUACUUUCCCCUUUAUCCCCCAAGCUUCUCUGUAAAUCAAAUCCAUAUACCUUUCCAUUAAUCCAGUGGCUUCAAUCAAACAAGUUGGCACACAAGUCACCCCAGUACUUGCACAUUUGAUUCUCAAGAGUUCAAACUUCCAUGUGUCUGUAUGUGGGUGGAGGAGACUUAAUCCAAGCACUCCAUUCCCACCCACAAACCAAGUGUUCCAUUAUGCCCCUGAGAUGGUCCAUUGAAGUUCUAAUCCAACAUUCAUUGGAGAACCUGACUCAUAGAAAUUAAAAGUAGAUAUCCAGGCGUGUAGGAUAUUAAGAAAAGAGAAUAUUAAUGAAAACUUUAUGCAUUUGAAUAAGUAACAUUAAUUUAUUUUGUCCUCCUAAAAAUCCAAAUUGUCAACUGCUGUAGACCUUUGUCUCGUGACAUUUUGAGACUACUGGGACUUAAGUUAGUGCUUAGUCCUGACAAACUAGUCUAGAUGCUGCCCAUUGCUUUUUUUUUUUUUUUACUGAAGUAUGUGUUGUGGCAGUAUCAGCCUUGUUUACAUUUUAAAGCAUGAAGCUGUAUUAAGUGUGUUGCCACAAGUACAAUAGCCAGUCCUCAAACAAAUAUCAACAUGCAUAAAAAUAACUCUGGCCUUUUCCAUUAUAUUUAGUGUUGAAUGACUAAGGUGUACUUACCAAGGUUGAAUUUAAUUGUACUGAAUCGUAGAUGGUACUGAACUAUGAAUUCACCAAGGACGUACAUAUUAAACAGAACCUAGAUAUUAUGGAUUUUCCCCAUUAGAACAUUUUAAAUACACCAUCUAAUGAAUAGGUUCUGUCAUGCACCUAGAGUUUUAUCCAUCAUCCUCUCCUAAGAAAAGUCAUAUAAUUAGUGGGGGAGGGGGGAAAACCUCCUCCACAUUCUUCUCACAUAAGUAAGAUCUUACAAUGUGUUUUGUUUCCAUGGAUAUGUGGCAAAAGUGUCCACUACUGCUCCUAAAUUAAGUAACCAUUUUUGCACCAUUACUGCCAUAGGGCAGAAGUGAGGCACAGCCGCUGUGAAAGCCGCUGCCUUAGUGCAUUCACACUGGGUUGUUAAAAUGCUUUAAACUGAUCAGGACUGGGGUGCUAUCAAGAGAGGCACAUUAAGAUUAUGAAGAAUCUCUUCCUUUGAUGGCCAAAAAACUAGACAACGCAGGCCAACUGGUAAUUGCUCAUGACCACCCUCAUAUGACCCUAAGGCAGGAGUGCACAACUUUGGCCCUCCAGCUGUUGUUGCACUACCAGUCCCAUCAUCCCCAGCCACAGUGGCCAAUGGCAAGGGGUGAUGGAAGUUGUAGUCUCAUCUGCAGGAGGCCUGAGGUUGUGCAGCCCUAUCCUAAGGUAUGCUCUUCAUCUAAGGAUACCAUUACGUAUACAACAUUUUCCAAAUGAUGUAAGUGUUCACAGCAAAUGGGAACUCUCGCUGUUAUACAAUCACAAAUAAUUUAAGAUGUUAUUACCACCCUAGUGUGAGCGCAUUGCAGAAUUUUGAUAUUCUAUCAAUUAGCUUUGUUAGUCCAAGCCAGCCAACCAAUGGACAGUUGUUUGCCUAACAUUUAUUUGAAUAGGUUGGAAUAUUAAUAUUCAAGGCUAUGGCAGGUUACUGUUUUGUUUAAAACAUGUGAUACUUUGUGUUAUAUAUAGGUUUGUAAAUGAGUCACAAUCCAUCACAAUGCUGGGAACACUUAAGCCCAUUGGAAUCAAUAGAUUUAAGUGCACUUAAUUCUGCUGAAUUGUGGCCAUGGUCCAUGUGUCAUGCAUUAUAUCCAAUUAAAUUUUAUGACCUUCUGUAGGCAGAAUUGCAGUAUGGCAGGUUAUAUUUUGUGCUGGCUGCUGUUUUCAUUGAGCUGAGAGCUCCUUUGGCUGAUCAAUCCCUGCAUUUUGUAUUCUGUGUAUUUAUUACAUCAUUGUGUCAUACCAAAUGGACAGAACUCCAAAAAUGCACAUUGGUAUACCCAAGUGAGAAGUGUGUUUUAUGUGUGUUUCUGUGUCUUUUAGUUAAAUGCAGUUGGAGGGGGCAGGUUGGCUUUGCAUCUGUCACUAGAAGAAGGGCAAAUGAAUAUUAAGAACUGCUAAAAAGGAUAUACCAUGUGAUUUUGUUUGGUAUUAAAAAUCUGCCUAUUAUAUGUUCAUCUUCAGGAGCUGGCAUAUCCUCCCUAAAUGCCUGCCUGGAAGCAGUAAUGGGCUGGAUGAGGGAGAAUAAACUGAAGCUGAAUCCAGAUAAGACGGAGGUACUUCUUGUGCGGGGUCAGAACUCUAGAGACGAUUUUAAUCUCCCUGUUCUAGAUGGGGUCACACUUCCCCAAAAGGAACAGGUUCGCAGUCUGGGAGUACUUCUGGAUUCACACCUCUCCCUGGUUUCUCAGGUUGAGGCGGUGGCCAGGAGUGCUUUCUAUCAGCUCCGGCUGAUACACCAGCUGUACCUGUUUCUCGAGAUCAAUGACCUCAAAACAGUGGUACAUCUGUUGGUAACCUCCAGUCUUGACUUCUGUAAUGUGCUCUACGUGGGGCUGCCUUUGUAUGUAGUCCGGAAACUUCAGUUGGUUCAGAAUGCGGCAGCCAGGUUGGUCUCUGGGUCAUCUCGGAGAGACCAUGUUACUCCUUUACUGAUGGAGCUACACUGGCUGCCAAUAGGCUUCCGGACAAAAUACAAAGUGCUAGUUAUAACUUAUAAAGCACUAAAUGGCUUAGGCCCUGGGUAAGAGAGCGUCUUCUUCACUGCAAGCCCCACCACCCAUUGAGAUCAUCUGAGGAGGUCCUUCUCCAGUUACCGCCAACUCUUUUGGUGGCUACACAGAGACGGGCCUUUUUGGUCGCUGCCCCAAGAUUGUGGAAUGUGCUCCCUGCUAAGAAACGAUCCUCCCCAUCUCUUGCAAUUUAAAAAAAACACCUGAAAACCCAUCUUUUCACUCAAGCUUUCUCAGAUUCCUAAAUUUGGGGGGUUUUAAUCUGUGGUUUAUUUUUAAAUCAUUAAGUUGUUUUAAGUUUUUUGUUUUUAUGCUAUUGUAAACUGCCCAGAGACGAAAGGUUGGGCCGGUGUACAAAUUUGAUUAUUAAUAAUAAUAAUAACAAUAAUAAUGAUCUGUAUAUGUACUUUUACAAUUGCAAAUAGCUGACUCAAAACAUUGUUUCUUUCAUGUAGUGCUGCGAGAGUUGACACUAUGUAGCAACUAAGAAUGUGAGUUGUCAGGAGGUUCCAGGUUCAAAGCUCACCUCAGCUAUGAAGUCAUUCAGUGGCCUUAGGUUAGCCACUAUUCCUUAGCUUCAGGCUCCACAUCUGCAACAUGCAGAUAAAAUUGGCCCACUAUACUAUGUUGUAAGGGUUGGUGAGAUAAUGUUGAUGAAGUAUUUUGAACACACUAAAGCACUAUAAAAUGCUAAGCACCAAAUACUAAAUGCACGGAACUUAUUUCAGUACAACCCAUCAUAAAAGUAUGAUUUGCAACAUUCAGAUUAUUGCAUCAUAUUCACAACUUUCAAUCUGGUUGUGAAGCUUGGAGUAGAAAACAUCAGAUGCUCAGAAAUGAAAAGCUAAUUGAAACUGCUUCUGGACAACAUCAAUGAAAAUAUGAGAUAACCAAUAACUAUCCACCUUAUAUUUCCUUGUAAAAAGACUAACUAGGGUUCAUGUAAGUAUAAUUUUGAUGUACUGUUAUGGUCUGCGAGUAAAAUAGGUAUUUGUGCGGACAAGAAUGUUAUAAAAAGAGAUUGCAAAACAAGUAUCAAAAAUUGUGCAGAAGGGAUUCAAUUUUUCCAUUUUCACAGGUGUCAAACACACAUAUGAAGCACAUUAUCCUGAUGUUUUCUCUCUCUCUACAAGCACCAUUCAGGUGCUGUAGAAAUAGCAGUGGCAAUAAAGGUGCAACAAAGUACAUUUACUCUAAGAAAUAUAUAGUCCCUUCCAUCAGAAAACAGAAAAGUAUUGUAGAUAAAUAGUGAUUACAACAAAAGGAUGGAUUGUUCUGAUGAUACUCUCUAUUUAGAUCUGUAUCUUAGAAUUAAUGGCCCACAUGUUCUGCAGUUUAAUGCAGGGGAUUCCCUUCAAGUAGCAUACCCACACUUUUGGGAACAGUAAUUAAAUAAUUUCCAAUGUAAGUACAGUUCCUGAAGUGUGGGCACACUAGUUUAACUUUUUACACUUUUAUUCAUGACCACCGAUGCUUCAUUUGGAGCCCAAGGUACCGAGGGCACAUGGAAACCACCCACAUUAAACUGGAACAUGUGGGCCUGUUUGUUUUUCCCCAUCAGCUCUCAAAACAUUACUUUUUUUGUGAAGAUCAUUCUACAGUAAGAUGUGUCACUAAUACACUUAGAGAUUGUUUAUCAAUUGUUUUGCACACAGCCUAGAAUUCAUUAUAUCAAUGAGAGGCCAGGUUCAGGCCUUUUGCUAUGUGAUGAUUAGAUGUGUAUGUCCACAUGGAGUAGUCCCCCAAUACUAGGAAAACCCUUGUGCACAGAAACUCUGUUGUGCAUGUUGGAGCUUCUGCUAAUGAGUCCUCAGCCUAGAACUACAUUUCUAUUUUGAAACAAAGCUGGAGACUGCAGUGAACAAGUCUUCACUCACUCUACAUAUGCGCAGAUGUCCUAAUUCAAAGAUUCUGUGUUUCAUGAAUGAGGUGAUUUCUAUAUAUGGAAGAUUCCUCUCUACUGGAAAGAAUGAGUAAAGCAGAGCUCUCUGCUUAAGUCUUGCAAAGCUUUGGGUUGCAGCCGCUGUAUUCAAGCAUUUGAUGAAGUAGCCUAGGUCCAUGGAAGCUAGCUUUUGCUGUAAUAAAUGGGUAGUCUUUAAGGUGCCACAAGAGUCUUUGUUGUUUUAACCACUAUAUAUGAUUCUUGAUCUUAGUCUCAUUGCUUCGACUCAUUGCUCCAGUUGGUUGCUUUUUUAACUUGGGAUUCUGCCUAGUACAAGCCCUAUAAUCCUUUGUGGACAUCAUUGAUGAUGCUCUUAUAUUGCCACUUCAUCCUUAAAGGUUCCAGUUCAACAGAACUGCUUGAGCACAUGCUUAAAUCCAUCCUCCUCAAGAAAAGCACAUCAAUUAUGUUCAUCUCAGCACAGCAAAAGAUGAGUAAAUACCAGAAACACAGCAAAAGAUAAGUAUUAGUAGAAACUCUGAUGGUAGCAUGUGUUUAAUGCUAUGCUGAAUUAAUAUAGCACUUGUGGAUGGCUGAAUAUGAUCUUAAAGGAAUCUUUUAACUAUACACUGGUCCAAAGGCAUAUCUGGUUUUCUUGUUUAACACAGAGAAAUAUAGCUUAAGGAAGCUCUUGUUUCAAGCCUACAUGGUCUUAAAAAUUGCUCACUACGUUCAUUUACUUCUUUACCAUCCUAAAAUUUGGGGAUAAGAAUGGGUGCAUCCAUAGUAAAUAUUACUGGUAAAUAAAAGCAUCACCAAGCAAUUUAAAGCAUUGACCAAAUAAAAUUUGAGUUUGUAUUACUGUUUACUGCAAGUAUUUUUCUAUGAUAUGCCUUUAAACCUAUUCCGUAAAUAUUGAACAAGUAUGUAUUCAACAUGAAAUUUUUAUUCCAUUCUAACCAAGGUCUCACAAAAUGGAUUUUUUUUCUAAAUGAGAAACUCUAUCUUCUGUAUUUUAAGCAGAAUAAAUUUGAAUUUUGUCUCUGAUAAUAAAAUUUUGUACAGUAAUGUAUAAUUCA
Messenger RNA from Hemicordylus capensis (graceful crag lizard), 16921 nucleotides. RefSeq names its product thyrotropin releasing hormone degrading enzyme (gene TRHDE). The transcript is spliced from 19 exons. The record is from RefSeq and is a predicted model, not a curated record. NCBI's taxonomy places the organism in Eukaryota, Metazoa, Chordata, Lepidosauria, Squamata, Cordylidae. Bases 1013 to 4156 code for a protein of 1047 amino acids. Gene Ontology annotation, cellular component: cytoplasm. Gene Ontology annotation, biological process: peptide catabolic process; proteolysis. Gene Ontology annotation, molecular function: peptide binding; metalloaminopeptidase activity; zinc ion binding.